CGAAACGUCAACCAGCGUCAAGUGACACAUAACCCAACUUUUGAUUUGGUAAAGAAAACAUGGAGAGAGAUCUGGCACAGCUAAAUGUAGCCCUAAAUUCUGUAAAAGUUUUGAGAUCAAAUGUUAGGAGUGUUUUUGAAUCUGUUGGGAACGGAUUGCGAGCGGAUCACGGUGAUGACGGAAAGGAAAACAAGUACAUUAUCGAACUACAGGAGCUUCUUACAACCGUAAACAACAAUCUGAGAGAUGUUGAGAAUGCUGUGGCAAGUCUUACGCCUCCGCCUGGGGCAUUUAGUUUAGGUAAUACAACAUAUUUGGCUCAGGAAACAACCCAAGAAAGGCAGGCUCUAUAUGGUCAACUUGUAAAUAGUUAUAAAUGGACUGAUAAGAUUCGAGAGUAUAGUGCUCUAGCUGGAAAUAUCUUACAAACAAAUUCAUUCAAUAAGACAUAUAAAACAUUAAGUACAACUAAAAGAAGGAAAACUCAGACCAGCAAUCAUAAUGUUUCUCCAGAGGUCAUAGAGAACUUAAUAACAGGAAUUGAUAGACUCUUCCCUGAUGUAACAAUAACAACUAACAGGCCAUUUGUUCCGAACCCUGUUGUACAGGCAUCUCUAGGUAGGGUGUUGAAAUCAAUAAUUGGUUUUAAGGGGUUGAUGAUUGAAUGGGUAGUUGUAAAGGCACAUGCAGAAGCCAGUGACCAGUGGAGUGACUCAAGGUACAAAGUUUUUCAGAAGGUAACAGAGAACUGUCAUGCUGCAAUGUGCCAUUUCCAUUCUCCAAUGAUGCCUGAUCUGGCUGUGAGGUCAUUUAUGCAUUGGUUUCAUAGCUAUAAUACGCUAUUCAGCGCUCCUUGCAAAAGAUGUGGCAACCAUAUUCACAACAACUUACCAGCCACAUGGAGAGAUUUACGGACUUUGGAGCCUUAUCAUGAAGAAUGUAAAUAAUAUUAUGAUUAUUAUUCAGCGUAUGAAUUGGAUUGUGCUUCAGUCAAUUUAAAACAUGUCUAGUAUUUGUACCACAGAUUUGUACUCAUAUGGUGAAUAAAUGUGUAGAACUGAAAUUUUGAAAUGAAAAGGUGUAAUGGAUGAUUUGAGGAACAUCCAUUCCAGUUCCUUGGGACGCGGGGAGAAUGUGUAAGUAUGUCUCAAAUAGUUAAUAUUUGCUCUAUUAGAU
Acanthoscelides obtectus is the source of this 1176-nucleotide messenger RNA. The record is from the annotation of a GenBank genome assembly. Lineage: Eukaryota; Metazoa; Arthropoda; Insecta; Coleoptera; Chrysomelidae.